Molecule: messenger RNA, 7191 nt
Organism: Meleagris gallopavo (turkey)
Lineage: Eukaryota; Metazoa; Chordata; Aves; Galliformes; Phasianidae
Source: RefSeq, a predicted model, not a curated record
CUUACAGUGUUUUGUUAUUUUAACAGGGCCGCCACGUUAAGACUGGGCAGCUAGCUGCAAUCAAAGUGAUGAAUGUUACUGAGAAUGAAGAGGAGGAAAUCAAAUUGGAAAUAAAUAUGCUAAAAAAAUAUUCCCAUCAUCGGAAUAUUGCUACAUAUUAUGGUGCAUUUGUAAAGAAGAGUCCUGCAGGCCAAGAUGAUCAGCUCUGGCUAGUGAUGGAGUACUGUGGUGCUGGCUCUGUCACUGAUCUGGUAAAGAAGACAAAAGGGAACUGUUUUAAGGAAGACUGGAUUGCAUACAUCUGCAGAGAGGUUCUCAGGGGCUUGGCACACCUUCAUGCUCAUCAUGUCAUCCAUCGAGAUAUUAAGGGACAGAAUGUUCUUCUCACAGAAAAUGCAGAAGUAAAACUGGUGGAUUUUGGUGUAAGUGCCCAGCUGGAUAGAACCAUUGGGAGAAGAAACACUUUCAUUGGAACGCCAUAUUGGAUGGCACCUGAAGUCAUUGCUUGUGAGGAGAACCCGGAUUCUACCUAUGAUUACAGAAGUGACCUGUGGUCUUUGGGAAUCACUGCUAUUGAAAUGGCUGAAGGAGCUCCUCCCCUGUGUGACAUGCACCCCAUGAGAGCACUCUUCCUCAUCCCACGGAACCCGCCCCCAAAGCUGAAAUCCAGAAAAUGGUCAAAGAAAUUCCUUAAUUUUGUUGAAAGCUGCCUUGUAAAAAAUUAUUUGCAUCGUCCGUCCACUGAAACCUUGCUUAAGCACUCUUUUAUCCGAGACAUGCAGAAUGAACGGCAAGUGCGCAUCAUGCUGAAAGACCACCUGGAUAGGACCAGGAAGAAGAAAGGAGAAAAGGAGGAAACAGAUUAUGAUUACAGUGGAAGUGAGGAGGAAGAUGAUGAGCUGAAUGAAGAUGAAGGAGAACCAAGCUCCAUAGUUAAUCUCCCUGGGGAGUCAACGCUCCGUCGUGAGUUUCUGAGGCUGCAGCAGGAGAACAAAAACCGUUCUGACCCUCAACGCCAGCAGCAGCAGCUGAAGGACCAGGAGAAAUACAAGAAGCAGCUGCUGACAGAGCGGCAGAAACGCAUCGAGCAGCAGAAAGAGCAGAGGAGGAGGCUGGAGGAUCAUCAGAGGCGAGAGCAGGAGCUCCGAAGGCAGCAGGAGUGCGAGCAGAGGUGGGCUGAGGCUAAGGAUGUUCAGAGGAGAGAGGAGAGGUGUAAGGAAGACAAAAGGGCUGUGGAAGAUGAUGAACGGUUCAUAGCAGAUGGGCAGAGGAAAUCAGAAAAGAAGCAGAAAAAGGUGGAAGAGGUGCAGCACAACAGGAAGGGGCAUCGAACUCUCCCCAAAGAUCAGACACAGCUGCUGUCUCUCCAGCAUGACCACAAGCAGAAGAAGAAGGAGCCUUCCAAGAGUUCAAAUUCAGCAGUACAUCUUCCAUCAAGCAACACAACCAAAGAGGCCGAGGACCGAAGAAAGAGAAGUGAUGGCACCCAGCCUGCCCUGCAGUGGCCUGCGGCGCUGGGGCACGACGCCAUGCCACAGGCGAGGGUGGGCUCUGGCAGCAGCUCCAGCCCCUGCACCCCUGCGCUGCAGAGAGCCGUCUUAGUGCAGUGUGACAAUUUCCAGGCCAGUAGAGAUGUGUACCACAGCAGCUCGCUGUCAGACAUGAUGACCACACUAGUUGGCCUUGGACAGGAUGACGUAUUCUGGAGCGGAAGUCAAAGUGGAGAACAGCCCCCAAAGGUUCCAGAAAGGACAACCUCCAAAUUUUACAGCAGGGAUCAACCUGGCCAACAGAGAUGCCAUUCAAGUAACAGCCAUCAGCUGUCCCCAGGGGGACACGCUCUGAAGGUCAACAGCAGCAGCAGCACUGCUGGCAACAAGCCGUGGGAGAUGGCAUCUCAUCAGAACAGCCGACCCACCUCAGGGAAUCCAGGACCUGCUAAGGGAGAGAAUGCUUUGUCACACAAUCACUUGCAGCUGCAUAAGAAGCCUGAAGAAGUUUCUCACCCGGGCCAGAUGGCAAGCCCAUGUUCCUUUGCCAAGGGGAAGGACAGUGCCAAUUUGUUCCUGAAAGCAGCAGACUAUUCCUCAUCAAGUGACGAAGCCAGCAGUAGUGACGAAGAUGACACGAACCAUGCCAGGCAACUGCUGAGCAGCAGAGUGGCAGAUUUCUCAAGGACAGGAGUACCAGAUGGAAUUGAACUGAAACCCCAAAGCACCGUCGCAGAACAGAAGGAUCAGGUUUUAGGGAAACAAAUUUCAAGUACCCAAGAAGGCCUCUGGGGCAUAAACAACCAGAACUAUCUCCUGCCAGAUCUUCUCCAGCAAAGCCAAAUUUCAAACACUUCUGUGAACCCACCAAAAGUGCCACUGACUAACCAGGAACCUCAGAACAAAUCUCUGAGUAAGACCCCAUCCACUGAAAGUACACCUUCAAAGAGCAGCACAUCAUCUACAACAUCCUUCACUUCUUUCAUAGAUCCUCGACUUCUGCCAAUCACCCCUCCUACCAGUCCAGUAGGACCUCCCUGUAGUUCUUCGUCUAGUGCAAAACCCGAGCCUGUCAGGAGAGAAAAUGCAAGGAAGGGUUCUGUUGUCAAUGUUAACCCAACAAAUAUCCGCCCACAGAGCGACAGUCCAGAAAUUCGUAAAUACAAGAAGAAAUUCAACUCAGAGGUCCUUUGUGCUGCUUUGUGGGGAGUAAAUCUACUGGUGGGAACAGAAAACGGAUUGUGGCUUCUGGACAGAAGUGGGCAAGGAAGAGUUUAUUCACUAAUUACAAGGAGAAGAUUCCAGCAAAUGGAUGUUCUGGAAGGACUCAAUGUGCUAAUUACUAUAUCAGGGAAGAAGAAUAAGUUGAGAGUCUAUUACCUGUCAUGGCUGAGAAAUAAGAUUUUGCGCAAUGAUCCGGAGGUGGAGAAGCGACAAGGCUGGGUGUCUGUGGGUGACCUGGAAGGCUGUGUACACUACAAAGUUGUAAAAUAUGAGAGAAUCAAAUUCCUUGUAAUUGCUUUGAAAAGCUCAGUGGAGGUUUAUGCUUGGGCUCCGAAGCCUUAUCACAAAUUCAUGGCUUUUAAGUCCUUUACCUCACUUCAUCACAAACCGCUGUCAGUUGACCUGACUGUUGAAAAUGGACAAAGAUUAAAAGUGAUCUAUGGCUCUCUAGUAGGCUUUCACGCUAUUGAUGUGGACUCUGGAUCUGUGUAUGACCUCUACCUUCCAACACAUAUCCAGGGAACUAUUCGCCCACAUGCCAUUAUCAUCCUCCCGAAUACCAGUGGAAUGGAACUUCUGCUCGCCUACGAAGAUGAAGGCAUCUACAUUGAUAUAUAUGGGCAUUUCACAAAGGAAACAGUUUUGCAGUGGGGAGAAAUGCCAGCAUCUGUAGCUUACCUUCAAUCUAAUCAGGUCAUGGGCUGGGGAGAGAAGGCGAUUGAACUGCGCUCUGUGGAAACAGGGAAUCUGGAAGGAGUAUUUAUGCACAAGAAAGCGCAGAAGCUAAAAUUUCUAUGUGAAAGAAACGACAAGGUGUUCUUUGCAUCUGUACAAUCAGGAGGCAGCAGUCAAAUUUACUUUAUGACUCUUGGUCAAAAUGUACUAUUCAACUGGUAAAUCGCAUCAGAAUGAAGGAUGCUUUGAAGUUCCCUGUAGCUAGCUGUGUAAAAUGCUUGGAGGUAAUAUGUAUGAAUUUGCACUUUUUAUCAACAAAAAUCUUGUCAUUAUUAUCAAAAUUCAUAUUCUUGCAGUUUGGAAAGAGUUCUAUUUUCCUGUCAAAAUCUUGUAAACACAUUUAGCUCGUCUUCUCAAACGUGUCACAAGCAAAGACUGUAUUCAUAGUGUUAGGAGAGAGCAAGCUUAAUGAAGAAUGUAUCCAAUAUAACAAGCUCCUGUACUCUGGUGAGUGCACAGUUUCUUUUAUUACAGAUAAUCUAAUGUUAUCAUCUCUCUUUCUUAGACGCAACAUCUCUACAUAGAUACAAAAACACAGGUUGGAUGGCAAAUUGGAAUCUGUUUUGAAUUGUUUUUUAGCUUGUUAUGUAUUUUAAGCAAGUCAUUAUUAUUUCAUGAGGACUUGCUUGUCUGAGUCUCACCAUGAGUGAAAGAGCAGAUCUUCAUGAAGGCCUGAUGCAGUUCAGGGUGCAGAGGGGUCGUGUCCUGUGGCAGAGAACGGGUGUUUUUUCCUGCAGUGCUGUAAAGGCAGCUGCCUGCAGCCACGUGCCCUACGUGGCAGAUCUUACAAAAGGCAGGGAACAGACUUUGUGUUUCUCUCAGGGCUGGAAGCCUGAGCCAAUAGACACAGUUACUGUAGAACGUACUUGUAAAAACAGCCUAAAUAGAAGUUUGUCUUAAUCAUAUAUGCAGUACAGAGCAGAACUUGGAACUUUUACUCAACCAAGGGACCCACACUCGUGUGAGUUGAUUUAAAGCACUACCUGUGUACAUAAGCCGCAGGAUUAGGCACCAUCUUUUCUUUCUUGCUUGCUCUUUUAGCAACAAGUCUUCAUGUAUUUGUAUGUAAAUAUAAUCUUUCCCAAAAUGGAUAUUAACAAAUGUAUUCUGAAUAUAGCUAUGAAAAUAUCCAAAGAGUUAAUCUAUUAUAAAUAGAAAAUAUAAAUAAUUUCAGGUGCUUUCUAUGCUAAUUGCAUCAAAAUAAAGCUGCAUCCACUAGUGUUAUCAGUGCCAGUGUUUCUGCAUAAACUUUGUUCUCAGGGGCAUGUAACUUGGCCAUCAAACUACACAGACUGCAGUUCUGUGAUUAAAUCGUAGGGUUUGAUGCAGUCAUCAUUUAGCUCAUUUUCGGAUAUGCUUUGAGAAUGUAAAGCAUCAAAUGUAACACAAAAGAGCUUAUUCAAGACAUGACACAGUAUGGAUGACGCUGUAGGCAAAAGUGGAAUUGAUAGCUACAGUGUGUGGAAGUAGGCGCUUUAUACUUGAAAUAUGUGAUACUGAAAGGUGCGGGGAAAGCGUAUUGGAGUAUCUCUGGUUGUCUACCUCAAGGAUGAUGAUACACAAUUUACUAAGGGGAGAAAUAAAGUUGUUAAAACUGGUAGCCAUUUUUUUACAGCGUGUCAAGCUAAGGCAGUGUUAGCAGUCGUUUGUGACUGACUGGUGCUCAGACUGCGGCCAUCAGCUCCAGAACUGCUAUCCUUGUACAAAACUGCAGCACGGAAUCAAAGCAGGGAGUCCUCGGCCCUUGCCCGCAGUGGCGCUUGUGCUGCUGCAGGCAGAUCGGAUGCCUGCACCACUGCUUGUCGGUGUUCUUUGGUUAUGCGGAAGACUGCACUUUCCAAAGUUGUUAACCUAGCACUUUCCAUGAGCACUAGCUUAUCUCAAAAUGUAUUGUGGUUUUUAUGAAGUAUUUUCCUCUGCAGAGUUUUACCUUAGAGAAGCCUAAGCCAUGCUAGAGUGUACGUGCAGUUACAUACUUAAAGUAAACUUAAAUGCAGGCAAGUAAUCUGCUUGUGUACAGACUUAAAAUCCGAGUGGUGGGCAAAGCUGCAUGAAGCAGGUCUCUGUCUCUGAUAUUCCUACCUGGUGUCUGUGCCAGGGCCAUAUUUUUUACCUGGCUCUUUGCUACUGAGCACUGCGUUUGUUUUGAUCAACUUUUACCAAAAACAAACAACAGCAAAAGAACAGAAGCAAAGAUGAAAGUUACAGGGAAAAGAAAAAAAAUUACAAUCAAUCAGAAAUACAAUUUACUUGCUUUUACCUCCAAUAAAAAGUCUAAGAAACUGUAAAGAAAGAACACCUUUCAUUUCCUACCCAGUGGGUGUGCAAAACUUGCUUGCAAAACUGCUCUUGCCGUAAGCAAUCAGUGACCCAGGCUGCUCGACAGUAUUUUUUGAACUGUGCUUAUCACAACAGCCUCCGCAUUACAUGGCAGGCAUAUGAAUUACUCCCCUCCUCCCACGGUGGUGCCAACAGGAAAGGGGCAGAUCUUCUUGGUGCUAGGCACUUGUUUAAAAGGAUUUAGCAGAGAACAAUGGAAAUUCAGGCCAUCCUGUGCCAAGGGGCUAAAGAAGCAAAAUGCCAUCAAACUUGUUUAAUAUUACUGUAACAGCAAAGUGUGACAGUAAGAGGAUACUGUGUGAAAAUGUUUAGCUCCACACCAAGAAAUAAAGCUUAAGAGAAGGAACCUGUGCUACUGCAUUAAGAUUUUAAUCUCUCAUUCUGCUUCCUUCUGCUAGUCCUUUUCUUUUGAGCUGAUUCAAGUCAGUGGAUUGGAUUUUCAGUGUUCACUUUGCAUGUAAAACCACUGAAUUAUUGAGUUUACAACCACCUGUAAAUAUGGAAAGAAUCAGGACCUUAGAGGUAAAUGCUUAUAAAGGAUUUAGAAGCAAUAUUCCAAAUAAUAAUGGCAGUUGAGUGUAACAAGAACGUGGUAUUUUCUCUUUAUCAGAGAAGAAAUUAGAGUGGGUGAGGAUGAGAAAGAGCCCAGAGAUGUUGAAAAGAGUAACAUGAGAGUGUAAGUGGCUGAAGGCGAGGGAGAAGCUGAAGAAAAUAAACAGGAGUAGCCAAAGGGAGGCAGUGGGUGUCUGGAACAGUGUAUUACUGUAGGAGGAAUGAAAGGUUACGAAAUGUUACAGAAAGUAACCAAAGUAAGCAAAGUAUCUGGAAUGGCUGGGUGUUCUGAACACUGAAUGGCAGCGAUCUGAGUGACUUCAGCUCUAAGCAAAAGUUCAAAGGCUCAAGAAAAAAAAAUUCCAGAGACCCACGGUUUUCCUGGCAUAAAUUUAACUAUGCAAAAUGCGUAUUGGAUUUAUUUCACUUUGUGAGGAGUUUCUUUAGCUAUAUACUUCCACUAACUUUUGAUACCAAGGAGGGAACUGCUGAACUAAGUAUGGUUUUCCAGUAAUGUCUCUUUGAACCAACGCUGUAGGGACAGAAGGGCAGAACAUUACAGUUCCAUAUCAGUAUUCCACUGGUACAUGCAGUAUUCUAAUGGCAGGUGGUGCUCCUACCAUUGCUUUUGCCCAAAUGAGUCUGCACUAAUACUGCAUCAAGAUAGUAGUACUGUAUGUGCCUGCUUUAAUUUUAAGAGCAGUGAAUUCUGUUCUACAGCCUGAACCUUGACGACUUUAAAACCAGGGAACAACACAAGCUAUGUAUUGUACAUCAUGUAUGUGGGUUUUUUAUUGUUCCCUAAUGUAAAACUGAAACUAAUAAAAAACUCCUUUGAAGAUCAAAACUA